AUGGGCAAUCGGUACCGCUUCUUCCAGGGAAGCGGUUGGCUUGGGAUUUGGGAUACAGCUGUCAUUGGACACGCAAGAUGGACCCAGGAGUGUGGUGAGGUGGCGAAAAACGACAAGAUUGAUCGCCGAAUCAGAAGGCGAAUCAUUACUGCUUUUCUGUCAGUCCAGCCUGUAUUCUAUACCUGCCACCCCACCACCAUAUCAUCCUAUAACGGCCUAUUCUAUCUCCCUACUCUCACUCACACGAGGGGUGGUAAAAGUUUGUCUAUAGGUCCUACCAGAGUGUGA
Sphenostylis stenocarpa is the source of this 288-nucleotide messenger RNA. The record is from the annotation of a GenBank genome assembly. NCBI's taxonomy places the organism in Eukaryota, Viridiplantae, Streptophyta, Magnoliopsida, Fabales, Fabaceae.